GAGAACGCGACCCUAACAUUAACAUCCGGUGUAUUCCGACAGUCGGAAACGGAAACGACUGCUUGAUCGUACGAUUAGUCGCACGGCAACAUGAAGAUCGCUACGCUGCUUCUAGUUAUCGUGGCCUUCGCUUCAGGUCAGAGGAUCACGACAAUUCAGCUCGAUGGCGUUCAAUAUUUUGUAUCAAGAAUGAAUCCGUAUAGUCCAGAACUGAACUACUUCCUAGCGUAUCAAUAUUGUCGUUCUCUGGGUCUUCAACUGGCGUCCUUUGAAACGAAGGAAAAAUCAGACACUAUGACACAAUAUCUUAAAAAUGCCGGUUACACAAAAUAUGAUUUUUGGACGUCUGGUAAUAAACUCGGCACGGAUAUGUUCCUAUGGAUGAGUACAGGACUACCCUUCAACACGACAUUCGAUUAUAUGCUAAAGAGACCUGGAAACAGACCUGCUGAUGUUCCACCUGGCACCGAACCUCAGAGAGUUGCGCGUGAAAGUGGCGACAGUGGCAGUGCAGACGGUUGCGUCGCGAUGAUAGCACCAACGUUAGCAUGGGAGGCUCAGGAUUGUACCCUCGUUAAGGACUUUAUCUGCGAGCAAACAAGAUGCUACUACUAUAACUACGGCAGCAUUCCAGUCUCCGCGACUCAGGGAAAUCGAAGACCCUACAUAACGACCACCUCGGCGCCGGCCAGCGACGACCAGAUCGACGAGCACGUGGAGGAGGAAAAUAAGGAUGAGAAAAAACAUGAUGAAGUUAUCGAAGAUAAGACAACGUCAUCGUCGAACGAGGAAAAUGAAGAAUCAGCGAAUGAAGACGUACCCGAAGACCCGGUCGUUAGCAGGCUGAUAACAACAGCCGCUUCCGUGUCUGGCAAGUUAGAUGAUAAAGAUGAUCAACAUGAAGAAUCAACGACAUCGAGCUUAGGGAACAUCGAACGUCGUAGACAAACUGAUGCAUUUGUCCUUGAGAAUACUAGACCAGACGAUAUUCCGGACAUCACGAGUCUCUUCACAGCUGGCAACGAUGAUGGUCAAGUAAUACGUCAUCAAGCUAGAAAAGAGAAUUCUGCGAGUGUAUUCGACGGUCUUGAGACUCGUGAAGUCCUUCGUACGGCAUCUAGACCAUCAACCUCGGAUAUGAAGAUGGAACACAGGGAUUCUCUCGAUUAUGACGUUCUCUCGGAUGCACCGGCUGAUAUACAUACCGAUGUCCAAGCUGAAACUGAACCGCCAAAUAAUGGUCUCGAGGAUGCACAUACCAUUGGUCCUUAUGACACUGUUCAAGACUACGUUAACGAUCAACAGGACAUCGGUGAAUCAGCAAUGAUGAAGGAUCAGGAUGAUGAUAGUAGUACGAUCCUGCCAGAGGCGGAACCGGCCUAUAGGUACAACAUCAAAGUGCGCACCAACGGCAAAGUAUUAGACCCUCCGUCCAAGUAACGCUUUACUCUUUAGGCAUCGACGCCUUCGUUAAACGCGUUCAUUCGUCUACUAAGAAGAAUAAGAAUAAGAAGAAGAAGAAGAUAAAGAAGAUAAAGAAGAAGAUCGACGAUGAAGAUAAAGGAUACACGAAAUGUCUCACGAAAAGGAGAUUGCUAGCGAUCAUUAAAACAAGUUCUUCUAGUCCAAGAACACUUUGACACUAUCAACAUAUCUUAUCUCUAUCUUAUUUCUGAUUAAACAUGAAUCCAUUAUUAUAGAUUUAACGAAAAUCGCAAGCAAUUUUUUCCAACGUCGUAGGAACCUAACUUCUUCGCGUUUUCUUCGAACGUUAUCUGUAAUUCUAUUUUUUAACACACGUUCAUCGUCGCGUUUAUCGAAAAAGAAUAAUAAUAAUAAUAAUUAUAAUAAUAAUAAUAAUAAUAAUAAUAUUAAUAUUAAUAUUAAUGAUAAUGAUAGUAGUAAUAAUAAUAAUAAUAAUAAUAAUAAUAAUAAUAAUAAUAAUAAUAAUAAUAAUAGUAAUAAUAAGAAAAAAGAAAAGGAAAACACAGAGAAAAAAGAAAAUGAGACACUCGUGAAUCACCAUAAUCAUCAUCGCGUGGGUACAUCGAUAGUACGAGACAUCAUGCUCAUAUUUCGUAUUGGUUAACGUUCUAAGAUAAAUAUUACAGGCGUGAGAAUGGACGUACUAUAACUGGAUGUCCUUGGUUGGAGGAAAAUAGAAAUGUCUUUGGCAUGGACAUACUCGAUUUUAUAUCGUUUUUUUUUUCUUCUUCUUUUUUACUUUUCUUCUUUUUCACGUAUCACUCUUUGUUCGAAUGAAAAACGAAACAAAACAAAACAAAAUCUUAGUAAAAUUCUUUAAGAAUAUUUUAUCAAGCCAUUAUUACAAUGAUCAUCAAUUAAUCUCUGUUAAACUUCAAUAUAAAUUUAUAUAUUGUUCAUGCGAUAGAAUAUUUUAAUAAUGAAAUCAUUAUCUUUUCUUCUUCAUUAUUAUUAGUAAAUUUUUCCUCCAACCGACGAUGCCAGAACGUAUCGAUGUCAGUACGUACUCUCAUCGUAGCGUUAAUUUUAAUGCAUGAUAUUCGUGACGGCAACGGGCAUCAUCAUAUAACAUCAUUUCAAUCACAUAAUAUACAUGCGUACGAAUGAUCUUAAAUAAAAAGGAGAUCAAUACUCGCUCGUUAUCAUUUAUUCACCGGUGUGGGCAACUGGUAGAGUCCGCUGACGUCACGUUUUAUUCAUCAAGAUUAAUCAUCCCUUAGAAUUAAAUUUAAACGUUCGCUUUACGUCCACAAAACGAGGAGUUCAAUGGAACCCCAAAUGAACAAAGAAAACCUUUUAAUUUUCUUUGAUUGAUAACAGGGAUAACAGGGAUUAACUCUUCCGUUAUCUGGACGUACGACGAUCUAGCUCCCUUAAACGAUCUAACUCUCUCCCUCCCUCCCUCCCUCUCUUCCACCUAUACUUCUUCAUUCAUUAUUUUUUGAAAAUCUUUUUGACUAAGCUGCUAAACGAUAAGUCACGCACUCACAAUAAUUUUAUACAAUACUAUCGUACAACAGCGUGAUAAACGCUCAACUUCUGUAAUAAAUAUCGAUGGUAUUAUAAUUCUAUUAUUAUUAUUA
Messenger RNA from Vespa crabro (European hornet), 3068 nucleotides. It is a transcript of the gene nw, whose product is annotated as C-type lectin 37Da. Lineage: Eukaryota; Metazoa; Arthropoda; Insecta; Hymenoptera; Vespidae. The record is from RefSeq and is a predicted model, not a curated record. Gene Ontology annotation, molecular function: carbohydrate binding. Gene Ontology annotation, biological process: biological process involved in interspecies interaction between organisms. Gene Ontology annotation, cellular component: external side of plasma membrane. The transcript has 4 exons. The coding region runs from base 91 to 1440 and encodes 449 amino acids.